AUGAUAAAUUCAUAAUUCAUAAAUUUUGGAGAAAAAAAUUCAUUAUAUUAAUUUAUAAAAUUAUUUGUCAUUUACACAAACAAGAAAAUGCAGAUCAGCAAUUAAUUGUAAUUAAGCUCAACUUUACAAUAAUUACUCAAACAGUUCUAUAUUCCUUAAUUACUAUAGUUUUAGUUAAGUAUAUACAGCAAUACUAGUUAAUAACUUCGAUUUACGAACUAAAGUGCAAAUUAAAAUGACCAAUUGAUCAUCAAAGAGGAGUACUAAGAAGAAGCCCAAACAAAUACGAAGAGUACUUUAAGCAUGAAAACAAAGUUUCAGACAAAAAAAUAAGGCAAUUCCUCAGUUUUGCAUAAAUUAGAACAUUCUUAGAAAUAUAAUGAUCAAGUGAAAUCUAAAAAAGUAAUCAAAUGA
Messenger RNA from Paramecium tetraurelia, 414 nucleotides. RefSeq lists its product as uncharacterized. The record is from RefSeq and is a predicted model, not a curated record. The transcript is spliced from 2 exons. Lineage: Eukaryota; Ciliophora; Oligohymenophorea; Peniculida; Parameciidae.